GUCCGCUGUAUCAAACGCACGCAUGGCGCGCUAUGGGACGCGCGGGCGAUUUUCGAAUUUUUUUUAAAGUUAUAAAUAAUUCACAUUGAACAUAUACACAAAAAAUCAAAAUCGAUUACUAGAAAAAGUCAAUUAUGUCGAAGUAAAUGUAAAUAGUAUUCUACAAAUAAAGUGGUAAAGUGAUGUGAACCCAUGACUUUUAAUACAAAUGGUAAACAUGAGACAAGCGGGCUGGAUAAUUGUGUGUGUUUGAGGGUUAGGAGUCGGAUAGCGUCGAUGCGAGCGUUGGGGGUUAGGGCAUGGUCUGUUUUGGGGGUUGUCGUGCUUGGGGUAGUAUGUGUGGGUGGGAGCGAGUUCCCGGAGAGAGAAUGCUGCGAUCCUGUGUACCCUCCAAACACGGCUACAACAGCUGCUGCCCCAGUCACCCAUCCCGUGAGCAAAGUAUCAGGGCCGGGUAUAAAAGGCACUAUGGCGAUCCUGAAUUGCCUUUUAGCGAGACAACUAUGCUUUGAAGAUGCCUCGUGCUCCGCCAUUUUGGAAAUCAUUCCUCGUGUCUGUGGUUCUGAAUUAGUUGCCUGCUCUACCGUGACCGUUACCAAGUGUCAAGCCGCUCUCCGAACUCUACAAGCGUUUCCAUUCUUUAAACCGACUUGCCUCUGUCGAGAACCGAACGUCGAUCCAGAAUGCAACUCCUUCCGCGACUUCCUAUUCGAUCAUCCCUGCGUUUUCGUGAUGAAAAAAGAGAAAGAUCCCUAUCCCGUGGAGACUCUGCCAACUUGCACCUAUGCUUUAAGUGUUUGCCACAACGAGAAAGCUUGUUCCGUGCUCUUCGAGAGAUUCAAGAACGCUUGUAAAGCCAGAGACGGGGAGUGUCGUAUGGAGGAGAGGGAAUCCUGCCGCGAGGCGUGGGCCGGUCUUCGGCUUUCUCCACUCUUCGGCUGCAUCUGCCCCAACACCCACAUGAAGAAGAGAUGUGAUAGGAUUUUCGCUGUCGUGAACCACAACCCGUGCGUCGUAAAGCUGAUAUCUGACGGACGGACGGCAAAUCGAAACACCACGGCGGUGACGUCAUGGAUUGGUGGUAUGUCCAUAACGCAGGACGGCAACCUUAUCACUCCGGACAAAUUAAUGACACACGUACACCGUUAUGCAAGCCCCCACUACAGGCCCCAUGGGCACCAUUACCACCAUUGGAAUCAUGAGCCAGGGGGAAGUGAAGAUCCUCUAUACGCUACCAAGACAGUCUACGGACCAGGCUACAUCGAUGAAAACCAGAGGAUUGGCAAAGAAAACGGUAAAGCAGGUUAUGAAAAGGUGGCCCUUCAAUCGACCUGUCACGUUGCAUUGGACGCAUGCAUAAAGGAUACGGACUGCGUGACGUCACUCACGCCCGUGCUUCAAAAAUGUCACUCAACCGACUGCGAUAGGGAGGGAUGUAUGUCAGCGUUGAGGGGAUUCUAUAGGAAGCCUGGUGUACAUUGGAACACGGAAAUCGCAUUCUGUCUCUGCAAGAAAACGGAUAACAAGGAAGACUCGUGCAUGAAUGCCCAAGAGAGAUUACACCCAUCUUGCGCCCAACGACCAGCUGUCGGUUCACCGCUUCCCGCCUGUCAUACCCUGGCCCACGCCUGCCGAGAGGAACCCGAAUGCAGAAUCCGCCUGGAAAACUACGAGCAAUGGUGUGCCGUGGAUGCCGUGACGCAAGGCUGUGCUGGAUCUCCAGCAGCGUGCCGAGCGGCUGUUGUAGCUGUUCUGGGUACUCAGCUAAGAGCUGCCUGCGCCUGCAGAGGAACUGAUUUUGCCCAGCUCUACGAUUGCCUUGGAUGGCAGAGAUUAUUAUGGCUCAAUCCAUGUGUUGUGGAAUCUCAAAGCGACUACCACGUCAAAACCUACGGAGCCCUGCAUACAACUACUCCAUUCGACAACGGCGUCAGAUACAUGACAGUACCACCAGAGCCAGCAGUUCAUCAUCAUACCACCUCACACCACCACAAGCAUACAACCCAGCACGGCACGUCGCAAGUUGACGUUAUGCAGGAGAAUCGCCAAGAACAACCCCCGAUCACAACUAUGUCUGAACAAAAGAUCCAUAGUGACGCAGAACUGGAAGCAAUCAUUGUCACGACUAUUGAAACCACAACAAUGACCACCACAACGACGACGACAACCACGACGCCAACCACAACGACCACAACCACAACUACCACGACCACACCACGCCCGACCACUACGAUGGAGCCAACGAAAUAUUGCAUUGUUAAAAAGCCAGAGAGUGAUGAUCAGGCGCAAUACAUUAAAAUGGGGGAAACCAGACGUCUGUAUCGGUCUGCGGAGUUAGCGGAGUGCACAGACCUGUGCGUCUGUGAGGCCUCCUUGCAGGUGUCCUGUAAGGUCGCCUGUGUGCCACGAGCCCCGUGUUCCUCCCGUCUAGCACACUACUCACACGCAGCACCCGCCUACCAAGCUUACCGCGGACGUUGCUACUGUUACUCUGGAUCAUUCAUCUGUAUGCGGCCUAAUCCAGGUGAAUACAAGUUGCCUGAGGGCGUCUACCUCUUGCUGGGAUUCAGUGCCGUGGACGAGGCCUUACUGAGACCUCAUACAGGACUCGGGGCUGAAGACGCCGUGAGGCUGCUUCAACGAUAUCUCAGGAUCGCGCACCAUGGAGAGACAAAUUGUACCCUGACUCUGUUCAACAUAAGCAAUGAAAACGUUAUCAUCUCCGCUAGCCUACCACAAAAAGAACAAGAGGCUCUCAAGGAAGCCGGGGAAGCUCUACUAGAUAGAGAGAAGGAAGCCUGCAUAGAUGUCUUGAAAGUAGUAAAAGCUCGCAUUAACUCACAACACGAGGAUAUUUCGUCACACCUUCUCCUCUCCAUCUUCAAGAUAGCGGAAGUCGACGUCGUUUAUCCAACGCCACCCAGCUCCGCGAUAUCCACCAACAGGCCAGAUACCAUCAUUUACUUCAUCAUAUGCCUCAUCACUAUCAUGUACAACCUGCGUGACGUCACUUCCGCGAUAACAAUAACCACGACCGGAAUCGUCAAUUCCCUAACGAAUUUAUCUACAAAGACGUCCCCCUCAUAUCAUAUCGUUCCUUUUCAGAUUUAUAUCAUAGAAUAUAUUUUAUCUAUUACGAAAUGUGAUGUAUUUAUUAAUGUUGUAAAUGACUCGCACCAAGCACUCGCUUUAGAUGACGCACAUACAAACACAAACGACGCUGAAUUAAGUGUAGAUAUAAAUUUAUAUAAAAUAACAGAACAUAUCAUAGCUGUGAAUACAAUAUAUGAUAAUUUAUAUGAAAUUAUUGCUAAUGCAAACGUAACUAAAUAUUUUUCUAGUGUUGUGUAUUACAAAUUCGUAUUUAUUAUGACGGAGAUGCUUCUCGUGAGUUCUGUUAUGGAAAUAUCGCGUCCUCUUCUUAUGGGAUUUGAAUAUCCGUUAGCUUAGGACUGAUCUAGAAGUAGUUUGAAGACUGACAUGUUAACUGGACAUAUCAUAGUUAAGUGUUUCGUUUUAUUUUCGACUUAGAACUGGUGCUUGUAGGUCGAUCUUAAGGCUGGGUUUUUUGUAAAUAACUGUACCCUUUACACUGUUAUAAUAAUUUCUUAGUGUAUCUUUAUUCUAUUUUCUAGUAUUAAUAUAUAUAUUUUCUGAUUAUUCCGUCAUCCACGUAUAUAUUUUUGUAUAUAAUCAGUAAUUCUUCUGUAUUUUCGUGUUUAGUUUACAAUAAAAUUGGAUUUCGUAGUUAGGAGGUAGUCCGUUGUAGAGAAAGCCUUUCUGUUAGUUAAAUUUAAGUAGAGGUUAUAAUCAAUGUGAAUGCACGAUUAGGACAUAAAUAGAGACAAAGAUGUAUGAUGUGUAACGAAUGGGCUACAAUACAAAAAAUUUUGUAUAAGAUUCGUUAAUAUUUUGAUGAAGUAAAGUUAAAUUAUCAGUUACAUAUAAAACACGAAGAACUGUUUAUAAAUAUUCUGACUUUCUUGUAAUAUUUUAACCAAAAAUAUAUAUAAAUCUGAAUGUCACUAGCAGACAAAAAUCAUCCAAAUAAGAAGUGUUUUUGGUUAGUAGAAUGAAAGUAACAUUAGAAUUUACUUAUGUCCCAAGAAAGAAAUACCUCUGUUUCUCUCAACAUUAUUGAGCCUUAUAUCUUCUUUCAGUCCUUAUUGUGAUCGUUCUUAAUUCAAAAACUAACAAAAACCUGCUACAGAGCAUUUAAGCCACCAAAUUCAGUCUAUGCUACAAAAAUCUCCACGAAUGUUGAUCCAAGCAGGGUACACAUUAUACAUCUUCGUCGAAUGUUUUAGAUAUUAUAGAUGUAAGUAGACACUUAGGCAAUUAUCAACAUUAUCGAGGGUAAUGGUUUCUAUGGUAAUGAAAGAAGCUUUAAUUUGAAGUAGACCUGUCUUGUGUUCUACUUGAACUAGUGGACUUAGACGAAAUCUAUAAUCAAUGUACAAAAUCUUUGUAUAGCGUUUAGCUUAGCUGUUUGCUUUGUUGUUACUGCUUACGGUUAUAUUUUCAAUAUGUAUUUUCCUUAUAUAUCAGUUUUAUAUAUAUGUAAGCCGUUAUUUGAUUUUUUUAUAUUUUACUAGAUGAAAAUAUUGAAUUAUAUCCGUUUUGUCGUUAUAAAACUAUUGUAAUGUUAUUACUCAAAUUGUCAAAAUCUAAAGAAACAACCUAUAUUAAUGUGAAUCUUAAUAAUUAUAUAUGAAAAUAUAUAUUAUUUAUCUGUUUAUCUAAGUAAAAUUAUGCCUUAAUGUAUCUUGUUAAUUGUUUCUAUAUAACAUAUCACGAUUUUAUUCUUAAUAUUUUAUACUAUGAUCAUAAGUGUGUCUAUAGCACUCAUUUGAGUACAUAGAUUAAAAACUUUUUUGACAUCCCGGCUGAAUGAAUCUCAGUCACAGUAAAUGUCAUAAAUCUAGAAAUUAUGAAAUAUUUCAUUAUUCUUUUUAUUUAUACGGAUUCUUCAUCAUAAAUUUGUUCUAAUUAUCUGUGAGAAUCAAUAUUUGAUGUAACGCCAAAUUUGAUGAAACGAAACAUAUCAAUAAAGCUCAAUUUUAUACUUAUAUUUCUAGCAUUAGAUGUUGCAAAAGAAAAUGGCGUAACUUAGAACAUAGAAGUAGAUAUAUAUACUUAUUUAAAAAAGAUAGGUAAAAUGUUUCUCUUACGUUAUAUACUUGAUUUUUAUACAACAUAUGUACUAAGAUAUUUAUGAAAUUAUAUUUGAGUGAAUUUUUUCAAUGAACCGCACGCCUCCUGCCUUCCAUGUGAAUAAUAUAGAUAUAACUGACAUUAAAAAAAAACUGAAUAUUUAAUUUAAAAUAAAAAUUGUUAUAAAUUAUUUACACAGAGCACUGCACGGUUAUACUUUAACAUUACGAACAAUAAGAUAUUCACAGAUUAUAAAUGUCACUGGCACUAUAUGUAAUUAGUCUAUGUAAAAAUAAGACGUUAAAUUUUAAUUUUUUGAAUUACUUCACGAAAUAUAUGGAGAUUAUUUUUAUUCAUAAAAUCAAUAAGUACUUGUUUUAGUGCUUCUGUUGUGUGUUUGUUUAUCUAUGUGCGAAAACGUGUAGACUCAAUGUAUAGCAAUACGUUAAUACUGUAGGUAUUUAAUAUCGGUUUGGAAAAACAUAAGCCGGUACAAAACAGACAUCGUUUCGAUUGUAUUUAUAUGUUAAAAGUUUCCAAGCCAAUAUUGAAGCGAUUGUGAAUCAGCACAGUAGUGAUAUGCAGUAACAGAGCUUCUAAUGUACUGUUUUAUAAAACCACAUCGUGUAUUGUUUAACACUACCUACAAGGUUCUAACACUUUUGUUGUAGCAAAUAAAGAUAUUCAUAUAAAA
Danaus plexippus (monarch butterfly) is the source of this 5848-nucleotide messenger RNA. RefSeq lists its product as uncharacterized. The coding region runs from base 193 to 3450 and encodes 1085 amino acids. Gene Ontology annotation, cellular component: signaling receptor complex; external side of plasma membrane. The record is from RefSeq and is a predicted model, not a curated record. The transcript has 16 exons. Gene Ontology annotation, molecular function: signaling receptor activity. NCBI's taxonomy places the organism in Eukaryota, Metazoa, Arthropoda, Insecta, Lepidoptera, Nymphalidae. Gene Ontology annotation, biological process: nervous system development.